AUGUUACCAGACAGUUAAAUUCCCUCACUUCUUUUAUUUUUAUUUCCAUUUUCUUUCUCUGCAAAGAAACCGAGUUGCCAACUCAGUCUCUCAGUCCACUGUUAAUCGGCGGCGAUUUUUAAACCAUGGAAUCGUUAACGAGUCCAACUGUAACUCAGCGCGAUCAGCUAUUGGUUGAGCAACAGGUCUUCAGCUUAUUCAAAACGUUCUACAACAUGCCUCCCAGUUCCCAAUCCUUCAUGUUGGAGCUUCAACGAGAAAAUCAUGUGGAGUACUUGACAAAUGGAUUAAAACAACUCGGUCCUUCAUUCUGCGUAUUAGAUGCUAAUCGCCCUUGGAUUUGCUAUUGGAUACUUCAUUCGAUUGCUUUAAUGGACGAGUUUGUAGAUCCUGAAUUGGAAGACAAUACUAUUGAUUUUCUUAGCCGUUGUGAGGAUCCUAAUGGUGGUUAUGGUGGUGGACCCGGACAGAUGCCUCAUCUUGCAACAACAUACGCUGCAGUCAAUUCACUUGUUACUUUGGGUGGUGACAAAGCGUUGUCAUCAGUUAAUAGAGAAAAACUAUACUCGUUUAUGCAGCAAAUGAAAGAUGCAAGUGGGGGAUUCAGAAUGCAUGAUGGUGGAGAAAUUGAUGUUCGGGCAUGUUAUACAGCCAUCUCAGUUGCAAGUCUGCUGAAUAUUUUGGAUGAUAAACUUGUUCAAAAUGUUGGAAAUUACAUCUUAAGUUGCCAGACUUAUGAAGGUGGCAUUUCUGGGGAACCUGGUUCUGAAGCUCAUGGGGGGUACACCUUUUGUGGGUUGGCUACAAUGAUUCUAAUCAACGAGGUCGAUCGUCUGGAUUUGUCUAGCUUAAUUGAUUGGGUGGUUUUCCGACAAGGAGUAGAGGGUGGAUUUCAGGGCAGAACUAAUAAACUGGUUGAUGGUUGUUACUCUUUCUGGCAGGGAGGAAUAUUUGCAUUGAUAAAAAGAUUAAAUUCUACUAAAGGAGAAAGAUCAAUACCAUUGGGAGAUGGAGAAGAUAGCGAUCCGGAAAGCCCACGAACUACCGCAUCAUCAGAUGCUACAGAAGAAGGUUUGAACAAGGAUUUAUCUCAAGAUGACAGCCAUUCUCAGAAAGAUCACCAUGAUACGUCGUCCCGAGUUAAUGUUGCCGAUAUCGGUCAUAAUUCUAGCAAAGGGCAUGCAAAAGUGAAUCCCCUUUUUAACAGCUUGGCCUUGCAGCAAUACAUUCUUUUAUGCUCACAGGACCUGAAUGGUGGACUGAGAGACAAACCCGGCAAGUCUAGAGACCAUUACCACACAUGUUACUGUUUAAGCGGCCUUUCUGUGUGUCAACGUAGCUGGUUGGAAGAUGAGGAUGCUCCGCCGUUGCCUCAUGCCGUGUUAGGUCCGUAUUCGAAUCUCCUGGAACCAAUCCACCCCCUCUAUAAUGUUGUAUUAGAUCGCUACCAGGAAGCACAUGAGUUCUACACGAGUUCCUAAGCAUAUUUUCCAGGAUUUGAGGGUUCGUAAUAACUUAUGGCAUGUAAUCGACUGUCUAUUGAUGCUUUACCGAACACCCGGAAAUGAAUGGAGGUACCGGCAUCGAGAUCGAUUCCUCCGAGUUUUAGGGUUCUAAAGAAUCCGGUGAAUCAAAACUUUGGAUUAUGUAUGUAGCAAAAUCAUGGAUGCAAUGCAAUUGUAUUUGAAUUCCUAUAAAUAGAAUCGACGAGAUUAGUUCAA
This is a messenger RNA of Hibiscus syriacus, 1721 nucleotides long. RefSeq names its product protein farnesyltransferase subunit beta-like. Gene Ontology annotation, molecular function: protein farnesyltransferase activity. The record is from RefSeq and is a predicted model, not a curated record. Gene Ontology annotation, biological process: protein farnesylation. Gene Ontology annotation, cellular component: protein farnesyltransferase complex. The coding region runs from base 126 to 1481 and encodes 451 amino acids. Lineage: Eukaryota; Viridiplantae; Streptophyta; Magnoliopsida; Malvales; Malvaceae. The transcript is spliced from 14 exons.